This is a messenger RNA of Chenopodium quinoa (quinoa), 1559 nucleotides long. Its product is annotated as cysteine-rich receptor-like protein kinase 10. The record is from RefSeq and is a predicted model, not a curated record. Bases 117 to 1052 code for a protein of 311 amino acids. The transcript is spliced from 2 exons. NCBI's taxonomy places the organism in Eukaryota, Viridiplantae, Streptophyta, Magnoliopsida, Caryophyllales, Amaranthaceae.
CUUAAAUGUACAAGAUCAACAUGCAUCCUUUUUUGCUUGUUAAAUAUGAUGCUAAGCACCCUAAGACCUGGAAAUAUUAAACACGAACCAACGACCUUUAGAUUUAAACGCGAACCAUGGUUUCAUCACCUUUUCAUGGCUUCCACAUAAUAUGUUGGUUCCUUCUUAUUUUCACUUUCUGUCUUAAAUGUGUUUCUUCAACUACUGAGGCGACUAAGGAGUUUGUGAGAAAUGAUUACAUAUGCGACGAUACCAUGGGCACCUACACCAGUAAUAGUACUUUUAGUUCAAACCUUAAACUUGCAUUUUCCAAUCUCACUACCCUCUCUUCUUCACGCAUCUUCUCCAACGUCACGAUCGGAUCUGAUGAGGCUGACAAAGUCUACGCCCUCUAUGACUGUCGGAAUGAUAUUUCUCUAGAUAAGUGUCACCGCUGCAUUGAGGACGCCAUCGAGAGUAUUCUAGAUCUUUGCAAUGCCCAACCUAAAGAGGCCAUUGUCAUGUAUGAGGAAUGCAUGUUACGCUAUGCAAACCGCAUGAUCUUCUCAACUAUGGAGCUCACCCCAAACUAUACGAAUUGCGACAUGGUCUAUUAUACCAACCGUAAUAUCAAAGAGGCUGUCAAGUCAACCCUCGAAUCACUAGUCGACGAAGCAACCAAGGAAAGUAAAUCAUCGAGUUACUUUGCAUCUAAGCCUAUGAUUCGUAUAGUGGAUAGGUACUUCUACUUUUUGGUGCAGUGUACACCAGAUCUAAGCAGGGUGCAAUGCAAGGAAUGUUUGACGAAUGCUUUAAAUUUCACGGUCGAAUCGUGUGCGAGUGAUAACCGAUUAGGAGGUCAUAUUACGGCGCCAAGUUGCGAAAUGAGAUAUGAAGAUAAACUUUUCUUUAAUGUAUCGUCGUUUAACCAUAAUUAUACUCCGCGUCCAGUGAAGUCCAUGUCUACACUUACUAUGAUUCUCUUAAUAGGUUCUUGUGUUGUACUUGUGGUGUUAGUUAAGAUGUGUUUGCAAAAGAUCUUAAAUUGGUGUAGAGAAAGAACAAGGUUUUGAGUGAAGUCUUAAGUGAGAAGAGGGAUCUUUCAGGGAAGAUCUCAAGAUGCAACUAUUAGAGGGAAUAGUUGUAGGGAGUAUGAGUUCAAUUUGUUGAGGAACUCGAUAGAGGCUCAAGUUCCUCAUAGGUUGUAAUAGAGUAGUUGGCCUAUUUUAAUGGAAUGUUUUGAGUCAAAAUUCCUUGUGGACGAGGUUUUUCACUUUCUAUUAGGCCCAAGAAGUUUUCCUCGUAAAAUCUCUCUUGCACUAUUUCUCUCCUUGCGUUAAGUUUAUUUUAAUCUCGCAAAAAGUACGUGACUAGCAAGCUCAAUACUACAAUUCACUCCCAUCUUGCAGUAUUUCAUCUAAGUAACAGUUCAAGAUUAGAUAAUGAGACUCUUUGUAUCCUGUUCGAAUGCUAGCUUAGCCUGAUCGAUGUGCCAAGCUUCACCUAUGAGUACGUAGAUAAGACGGGUGAUGGAGUUCAACGACGCCUCAUGUCAAUGAUGAAAAGCUUUGUUUUUUUUU